This is a messenger RNA of Pelobates cultripes (western spadefoot toad), 285 nucleotides long. NCBI's taxonomy places the organism in Eukaryota, Metazoa, Chordata, Amphibia, Anura, Pelobatidae. The record is from the annotation of a GenBank genome assembly.
AUGCUGCCGCACGGUCUGUGCGUACCCCUGGGAACGAGGCUGAGGCUGCACGUUCGGGCUGCAAAGGAGAGGCGUGUUCAGACUGCGAACAGGUAUCGGCUAGAGGUGGCAAACGUUCAGGCCGCAAACAGGCGAACAGGGAGGUUGGCGUACAUUCGGGCCGCGAACAGGCACAUAAAGGAACUAGCGAAUGUUCAGGCCGCAAAGUCAGUUCAGGCUGUAAGCAGGAAGGUUGAAAUCUGCCGCACAUUUGGGCCACGAGCUGGAGGACAGUUUGGGCCAUGA